Messenger RNA from Cladophialophora yegresii CBS 114405, 1671 nucleotides. RefSeq lists its product as uncharacterized. The transcript has a single exon. The record is from RefSeq and is a predicted model, not a curated record. NCBI's taxonomy places the organism in Eukaryota, Fungi, Ascomycota, Eurotiomycetes, Chaetothyriales, Herpotrichiellaceae. The coding region runs from base 1 to 1671 and encodes 556 amino acids.
AUGUCAACCACUGUUUACGAUAUAUCUAUCUCAGAACGGGCCUGUGCCUUGAACCGUGGCCUUGACGGCACUCGCGAGAGAAGUGCGGCGGUAGCCCGUAGGCUCAAGCAAGAGUCCGACGAGAUGAAACUGGAAGAAGAUGGACGCGUCAGACUUCGGCAAGAAAUCCGUGAUCACUGCAGGGCUAAGCUCAAAUGGUGCAAGACCAUGAGAAGGGCUUUGCUCCUAGACUUGGAAGUUCUCGAAGCGUCAGAACAAGGCAUAAGCUCGGAAGAGCUACGCGAGAAUUCUCGUCACCUCCACGAGUUCGAGAAAGAGAUGUGGGUUUUGCAGCUAGACUUGCCACGCGUGGCAGAAAUCGCCCUUCGACAGUGCUUGGAGCGUGAGGCUCGCAUGUCUGAGGCUUUGACAAUGGCAAUGGCAACCUGCGUGAGCGACAUGCCGCUGAGCGGUAUGGAUAAGGACGUAUGGACAAAAUCUCGGAAAAUUGACCAGGCAUAUUUCGUUCAGAGUCUCAUCAGGAGGUACGAAGCCGGUGACGAUCUACGAUGGUGUCCUAUCAUAUCUCCGUCGAGGAACGGGCUGAAGUUCAAAACAAGCGACACCAAAGCGGCACACAUCGUACCAUGUUGUCUUCGAGAUGUCCAAGUUGCCCAUCUCUUCGGGCUACCAGUCGAAGAUGGCUAUGCAAAGCUUUGGGACCCAGCGAAUGGAAUAAUCCUGCAUGAGGAUGUGGAGCAAGCGCUGGAUGCGGCCGCAAUCCAAAUCGUUCCUGGAUUGACCGAGGAGAAUGUGCAAUGCCUAAAAGUCGUUGCCCUGGAUCCGGACCACACCAUUCGCGGGUACAGCACCAAAGCCUUCGACGGGACAGUACUCGAGUACCGGCCUGGUGUUGAUGCACGACCGGGCGUGGAGUAUCUGUACGUUGCGGCUCUGCUCGCAGCCUUCCGGAGAAAGCGCUGGGACUGUGUCGGAUGGAGAGAUGACUAUAUGAAGCUCUUCCAUGAGGUCCCGUGGCCCGAGGACAUCCCCGUCGAUCUCGCAAAGAGCACGUUGCGCGUUCUCGCGAGAAGCUGUGGCGAUUUGCGACGGUUCGACAAGUUCUAUAGGAGCUCCCCCAGCCCGGACGACGAUGGCCCCAACCACGACUCCGACACAGGCCACGAAUCCGACCACGACUCCGACCACGACUCCGAUGCCGGAGGCACCCGUUGUGACGAGUCGAACGGCAUGGUUGAUCUCGUCAAUGCGGUCAUGAGUGAGGGUAUGAAGCCCAGUCACGCUCGGCGUCGGGAUAUUCAGGAGAAUCCAGACAAAUUCUGGGACGAUGAGCUAGCAGACGACGAUGAGAAGGACCAGUUGAUAUUGGACAAAGGAGUCCUCGAGCUCGACAAGCAGGAAUUGAUCAACGAGAACAAGGAGCUCGCUAGGAAGCAUCAGGCCGAGGUCGAGGAAUUGCAGGAGAUGAUAGCGGACUUGGAGAGGACGUCUGCGGCGAGGAUGGCGCCAUUGGAGCGAACGUCUGCGGCAAGGAUAGCGGAAUUGGAGCGAACGUCUGCGGCAAGGAUAGCGGAGUUGGAGUGUACGUCCGCGGCAAGGGUGGCAGACGUAGAGAAGACGUCUGCGACCGUCAUUGAAGGAUUACGCAGAGAGCUGGAAAAGAGGCGUUGA